Molecule: messenger RNA, 5252 nt
Organism: Archocentrus centrarchus (flier cichlid)
Lineage: Eukaryota; Metazoa; Chordata; Actinopteri; Cichliformes; Cichlidae
Product: solute carrier family 35 member F5
Exons: 16
Coding region: 743-2191 (482 amino acids)
Cellular component (GO): membrane
Source: RefSeq, a predicted model, not a curated record
AGCGAAGGGAGGUCGAGCUCAUGUUUACAACCUCUGGGCUGGAGACACUUUUAUCGGUCAAAACUGUCACUUUCGGCAGCAUUUCCGCAGCGUGCGGGAUAGCACUUACAUAAUGGCGCAAACUAAAUGACGCACUCUUACGUUCAGGUAAAAAAAACUUAUUUUCAAACGUUUUUUUCCCCAUUUAAAGCCUGUUAGCGCUUAAAAUGCUAACAGGUAAACAAGCAGAUAAACGCAGUACACCUGAGACGGUCAGUACCCUGAACAGGUGGACUUCAGCCUGAGCUGUGGCGAUGAACUGGAGUAGAUGUCACGUUAGGUCAUAAAAUAAAGCGCUGGGACACCUGUCGGCCUCCAGACUGACGGAAUUUGACAGCUAAUAAACCUGCUAGCCUGAAAGCUGUGCGUAGCUAGCGUCGAGGAGCUCAGGUUUGCAGCAGAUGUGUUUAUACAUGUGAGAGUUACUGUCGGCUCUUGCUGGAUGUACCUGCGUUAGGUACUGUGAGCCUAACGCUGCGUGUAGUGGCAUUUAAAGCUCAGCGCAGCAGCCAGAACAUUGAGCAGAAGUCUCUGUUCUGGUACUGAGAAGACCGAUGCUUUGAGACUGGAGUAAAGGGGGCCAUCUAUCAGCCACCUUUAGCAGGUGGUUCAGCCUCCAUUCACAGCUUUCCCAGUGUGACCUUGAUGACAGACAGCCCCUCUAGAGUGAGGCGGUUUCUGAAUUUCACCUCUUGGCGUCCCAAUGGAGUGGGUGUUCAUCAUGAACCGGAUGAGCUCUCAGGGUAGCUCUGCAGCCCAGCGGAGACGGAUGGCUCUGGGGGUGGUGAUACUCCUGCUGGUGGAUGUCAUCUGGGUCGCCUCGUCUGAGCUAACCUCUUACAUUUUCAAGCGACAGGAUUACAACAAGCCCUUCUUCAGCACCUUCGCCAAGACUUCCAUGUUCGUGCUGUACUUGCUGGGUUUCCUGCUGUGGCGGCCGUGGAGGCAACAGUGCACGGGCACCCUGAACCGCCGCCGGUCUGCUUUCUUUGCUGAUGCUGAGGCCUACUUCACACCCUGCACCACCGACACCACUGUGAACAACUGUCUGAGUGAGCCUCUGUACGUACCUGUGAAGUUCCAGGACGUCCCCACCGAGCACUCAAACCGCUUAAUCGGAGACUGUGAAUCCUCCUCCAAAAAGCAGCGGGUGCGUUUCAGUAACAUCAUGGAGGUGCGUCAGCUGCCCUCCACUCAGGCCCUGGAGGCCAAGCUGUCGCGCAUGUCCUACCCCGCUGCCAAGGACCACGAGGCCAUGCUGCGCACGGUGGGCAAGCUGACCAUCACGGACGUGGCCAAAAUCAGCUUCUUCUUCUGCUUUGUGUGGUUCCUGGCUAACCUGUCCUACCAGGAAGCUCUGUCUGACACACAGGUCGCCAUCGUCAACAUUUUAUCCUCCACCUCAGGUUUGUUUACGCUCAUCUUGGCGGCCAUAUUUCCCAGCAACAGCAGCGACCGUUUCACCUUGUCCAAACUCUUAGCCGUGGCUCUGAGCAUGGGAGGUGUCGCCCUCGUGAGUCUCUCCAGCAUGGACAUCCCCGAUGAGAAAGGAGUCAUCGGUUCUCUGUGGUCUCUGGCUGGGGCGAUGCUGUACGCCGUCUACAUCGUAAUGAUCAAGCGGCGAGUGGAUCGGGAGGAUAAGCUCGACAUCCCGAUGUUCUUCGGGUUUGUGGGUCUGUUCAACCUGCUGCUGUUGUGGCCCGGCUUCCUCCUGCUCCACUACACCGGCUUCGAGGCCUUCGAGCUCCCCAGCCAGCUCGUGUGGACGUACAUCCUCAUUAACGGCCUCAUCGGGACCGUUCUCUCAGAGUUCCUCUGGCUCUGGGGCUGUUUCCUCACAUCUUCUCUAAUUGGGACUCUGGCAUUGAGCCUCACCAUCCCACUCUCCAUUUUGGCGGAUAUUUGCAUGCAGAAGGUGCGUUUCUCAUGGUUAUUUUUUGCCGGGGCGGUCCCGGUCUUCCUCUCCUUCUUCAUCGCCGCACUCUUAUGUCACUACAACAACUGGGACCCAGUGCUGGUGGGGCUGAGGAGGGUCUACGGCUUCAUAUGCAGGAAGCAUCGCAUUCAGAGGCUGCCAGACGACAGCGAGCAGUGUGAAAGCCUGAUUCCCCUCCACACCGUCUCCCCCGGCGAAGGAAGCUUCUGCUCGUGAUCCGGCAGUCAAACGAAAUGGUGGCCAUCGUGGAUCCGCUUGAGCUGACAAUCUGGACGCUUUCAGAGACGUUGAACGUACCCCAGUGCCUCCCGUUACAUAUUAUUUAUUUUCUACAGUCUUCAGAUCCGUUUCUGCAAGGUCACUUUUAUCUUCACUUCAGUCCAACAUACAGACUAAAGAUCACCUUAUUUUGCUUAUUAUCUGUAUCAAAAAGAAAGAAAAAUGGUACGAUACUCGAGGUGCUGGACUUAAUUAUUUGAUAUCACCAAAUUAAACAGUUCCUGGUGGAGGAAGAGGAGGAGCUCUGGAUUUCCACUGGUCACGGGUCUUCUGAAGGAUCUUCACAAAUGACAAUUUAUUGUUAGCUUACAGCACAUAAAACAUUUGCCUAUGAAGCUGUAAGCUUUGCAAUUUUCAGAUUAUCUGGGAUUCUUGAUUUCCAAACAGUUCCUGUGACCCACUUCUUACUAUAACUUUGUGUUGUGCUGCUUUCACAACUGGAAAUAUAGAACAUGGAUGAGCUUGUGGCACCACACCGCGGCAGCUCGGGUGGUCAGAGUGACCUCUGUCUCCUGUGAGGUACUUCUCUUUUUUUAAGAACACUAUUCUGAUCUUUAUGAGUCUGAUAACACUACAGCUGAGCAUGACCGCGUCGCGUCCUGAUUCCUCCUGUUCCUCCGUGCUGGAUCUUGAAGGCGAGCUCUGAAAGAGGCUCAGCCUUCAUGUUUGAGCAUAAACGGGAUAGAAAGCCUUCAAAAGGUUUUGGGCAAUAAAAUAAAAACCCGUGUCAGAUUUAGAUUGAGCUCCCCUUCAAGGUUGUCUCCGAGUACACCUCUGGACCCCUCCAGCUCGACUCCUUGGAUGUCCCGUUUUGAUUGUUUGUAUCUGGUUUUACCGCAGUCCUCAAACUGGCACUGAGAGCGAAGAUCUGCUGGUUCAGACUGACCCCAUUUUCAUGUUGACAAACAGUUUUCAGUUGAAGAGUCUGGAAGGAGGCACACCAGGUGAGGAGUUCUCGAUUUCCAGGGUUGUUGGAUCACAUUGUCCCUGGUGGGAUGCGAGGUUGUGUCGAUGAAUUCAUUGAUGGUGCUGUGAUGUCACCCAUUUUUAAAGCCUUACCCAGGAAUCUGUCGCAUAUGUGUCUGACACAGUUUUCUUCCAUCCUUUGCACAGCUAUAAGUCACAUCGGCAUUAAACACAUUGUUUAAUCUCUAUAGGGUCUUUUAUUUUUAAAAUCAAGAAGAUUCUCUGUGCUCUUCCUGUGUCCGACUUCCUGCCCUCCUCACCAGCUCAAUGGGGUGCAGUUACGCUCCUGGUAGUCUUCUGAAACACGCUGCAGUAAAACCAGUGUAACCAAAAGUUUUGUCUUGAAUUUGAGUGAUCAUUUUGGACCAGAAGUGACCAUAUAUAGAUGAGAGGAAGAAAUGCUAAUCUACCAGCCAAAGCUAGCUAGCUUGGCGGUCAAGCUGUAAAUUCUACAAGUGCGAUGCACGGACUUAGAUCUCUGAAUACAAGAACUUCACUCAACAAAACUGAAGCACAAACUUCUUAGACAGACCGAAACAUGCAGCAAGCCUUAGAGUUAGUCAGAUAACUGCAUUGAAAAGGCUCCAACAGCACAAACAAGGUCCAGAGGUCCAGUUCAGGGACUCCGGUGAACCGAGGUGAAGCCCAGCAGACAGCUAGCAGCUGCAAAUGCCAACUUUAAGCCUUAAAGUUAUAGCUCAUAGAGACCAAAGCUGUUUUUGUUUCUGGCUGUAAACGUGUUUAUUUCUGCUGCAGAUUGGACAGUUUAACAUGGGAGUCUAUGGGGACUGACUCGCAGCUGGGGACAGCCUCAAGUGGACACUAGAGGAACUGUAGCUAUUGCCAUUUCUGCCUUCACUUCAUUUUUCAGCCCCAAAUUCAUCCAUCAUAAUUAUUUUGUAGCUGGAGGAUCUUCACAGUGACACUCAAUCUUCACUCACUACACCUUUCCCUUCACCAGGUUUGGCACCCUGGUGAAGGGUUCCUGCUCCCACGCCAGUGGAGGCACAAAAGUGAAAUGAUGCUGUCAGAGCCGGACUUCAAGGGAGUGAUCAGAAAUUGUAGGCAUGCUAAAAGAGGUGUAGCAUUUCCCGAGGAGAAAACCUUGAAGUGGAGAUUAACUGAAAUCAAACCAGGCCGGAGUCGCUGAACUUUAUGAUCGCCUUCGUGUCAUAACGGUCGUCUGCAGUUUCCUUUUUUUAUAAAGGUUUGUAAAUAGUGUACACAGUGAAACAUGAACAUGGUAUUGUUUUAUUUGUGACCUUCAAAUGACCACUACAGAUUACUAUUUUAUAUCUGUCAUUGUGAACGAUGACUGCCAGAGGAAGCGUUUGCUCCACAGCCAAACUCUGAGAUUACACCACCUGAACUGGACUCUGUGCGAUUUAUUUUACGUCUUAAGAAGAAAUAUUUACUGUGCUUGUGAUUACAUGUGACAAGAAGAAGCCUUGUUUUUUUUUUCUCUCUCAUCAGCCUCAGUGUCAUGUCAGUGCUAAAGAUGGAGGUGAGCUGCUGAUGCUGUUCCCCUCAUCUUCUUAAAUGUCUUCGUCUUCAUGGAGUGUUUUUUUUUUUUUUUUUUUUUCUUCUUGCACUCGUCUUUGAGCGUUUGGAGUGGAGGAGGUAGUAAUUGUUCUGUGAGGGUGAAUUAACGAGUUGAGCACUUUAAGUGAUGAUAGAAAAAUGUAUUGCACUUUCUGUCUUUUGCCAAUCAGUCGGUCCCACCUUCAGCCACAACUUCAGGUUUGAAAGCUGUUUGCAAAGAGUUGAUAGUUCCUAAAUAGCAUUGAUUAUUUCUGUUUUCUCAGCGGUGCUUGUGGAAUCAUGGAUGUGAUUAUUUUCUUUCUCAGGUUCUUUGUUUUGUCUUUACUGUCCGGCGUUUUCUUUGUCUUCUAAGUGUCUUUGAUGAUGAGGAUGUUAUACGACCUAAACGAAGGCUAACCUUCCUUAUACCAAUCUAAGCUCUUGAAUAGUCUUAUUUUGCGACUCUGUUUUCAUACUUCAGUGCACUAUUAAAACAUAUCUUUUAAAUCUG